This is a messenger RNA of Nicotiana tabacum (common tobacco), 633 nucleotides long. NCBI's taxonomy places the organism in Eukaryota, Viridiplantae, Streptophyta, Magnoliopsida, Solanales, Solanaceae. The record is from RefSeq and is a predicted model, not a curated record.
AUGUACGAGGGUGCUAAGACUCGGGUGAGGACAGUGGGAGGGGACUCAGAACACUUUUCGGUUGUGAUGGGGCUGCACCAGGGGUCAGCCCUCAACCCAUUUCUGUUUGCCCUAGCGAUCGAUACAUCGACGUGUCACAUUCAAAGGGAGGUGUCGUGGUGCAUGUUGUUUGCAAAUGAUAUUGUACUGAUUGACGAGACAUAUUGUGGUGUUAACGAGAGGUUAGAGGUUUGUACACAAACUUUGGAGUCUAAAGGUUUGAAGUUGAGCACGAUCAAAACACGAUAUGUGGAGCGCAAGUUCAGUGGCGCGACUCAGGAAGAGGACGAAGGCGUGAGGCUUAAGUCACAACCCAUUCCUAAGAGAGAAAGUUUCAAAUCGGUUUGCUUGUUAUUGCCCCUCCCCUUCAUGAGCCGAGGGUCUCCCGGAAACAGUCUCUCUGCCUUUAAAAGCAGAGGUAAGGUGCGAGAAUGGCUUAGCCCAUAUGGGAUCAAAGAUGUGAGGAGUGGACCGCAUUUGCGCUUCUACAUGUGCGGAGAAGUGGUCGCAGAUGCGGAAGAGGUUGUUUGUUCAUCCUCCGCAGAAGCAGAGAAUACUCUGCAGGAGCACACUCGUAGGUGCGAUGUAUUGUGA